Jatropha curcas is the source of this 363-nucleotide messenger RNA. NCBI's taxonomy places the organism in Eukaryota, Viridiplantae, Streptophyta, Magnoliopsida, Malpighiales, Euphorbiaceae. The record is from RefSeq and is a predicted model, not a curated record.
AUGGCAAUUGGUGGGAGAGUAAAAGCACAUUAUCUCACCGGAAUGCCACCAGAAACUUCUGAUCCAACGUUUGAGAGAUGGGAACAAUCAGAUCAAAAUGUUUUUACGUGGAUUAUUCAAAACAUCGAAUCCAACUUAAUCAACAAUGCCGCACAAUAUCCAACAGCCAAAUCCCUGUGGAAUGGGUUAGCAAUAACAUAUGGAAGUGGUGUAGAUUCUCUUCAAACGUAUGAUCUACAUCGAAAAGCAAGCACAAUCCGGCAAGGUCAGGAAACUCUAGAAAAUCUUUGGAACAAACUACAAAGCAUAUGGAUGAGUAUAGAGCACAAUAUCCAACAGCCAAAUCCCUGUGGAAUGGGUUAG